Talaromyces proteolyticus is the source of this 1994-nucleotide messenger RNA. RefSeq names its product putative acetamidase. The record is from RefSeq and is a predicted model, not a curated record. The transcript has 4 exons. The coding region runs from base 201 to 1931 and encodes 576 amino acids. NCBI's taxonomy places the organism in Eukaryota, Fungi, Ascomycota, Eurotiomycetes, Eurotiales, Trichocomaceae.
CAGCACAGCCGAAGCGCCGACAGCCAGUAACAGAGGCAGAGUCCUCGGCGCUUAUCGGCGGCAUCACUCCUUCCCCGCAGCAGGCCCGCCCUUAUUUAAUCCAAGCAUAUACAAGGUCUCCGCACGAGACGCAACUUCUUCCCAGGCUCGUAUCUCACUCAAGCCCGCUUCUAUUGGAAGUGAACAGUAAAGGUGACAAAAUGCUGCCCCCGUUUGAUUACUUUGACUAUAUACGGAUUCGGAACAUCAAACGACGCCAGCGUGAAGCACGCUUCGCCUCGCUCAGCCCCGAAUACCAUGCGCCUUUCUCAGCAGCGGACAAGGCAAUUAUAAAUAAACCGAUUGAGGAGCUUGUAGACGAUGUCCAGAAACAGACUAUCUCCCCUGUCGAGGUGAUCCGCACCUACGGCAAAGUGGCCGUGAAAGCGCAGGAGAAAACCAACUGUGUCACAGAGCUACUUUUGCCUGAGGCAGAGGAGUGGGUGACGUCGGAGGUGAACUUGAAGGGUCCGCUCGCGGGUAUUCCCGUGUCUUUGAAGGAUUCAAUUCAAGUCAAAGGAUUCGAUACGUCGGUUGGUUACGCGCGAAAGUCGUUGAAUCCUGCUAAAGAGGAUGGAGCUAUUGUGAGACUACUGAAAGAUGCUGGUGCGGUCCCUUAUGCCAAGACUGCGCUACCCAUGACCCUUCUCAGCUUUGAGUCCGCUAAUGGGCUCUGGGGUACGUGUCGCAACCCUCACGUUCCCGAGUAUUCUCCUGGAGGCUCGACUGGCGGAGAAGGGGCAUUACUUGCCCUUGGUGGAAGAAUAGGAAUUGGGUCAGAUGUUGCUGGUAGUGUUCGAGCUCCAGCGGCGUGGAGCGGGAUCUAUUCUCUCCGCUGCAGUACUGGUCGUUGGCCAAAAAGUGGCGUUGAUACAAGUAUGCCCGGACAGGAAGGCGUCCCGAGUGUUUUUAGUCCUAUGGCGCGUACGUUGAACGACCUUACCUACUUUACGAGGAGCAUUAUUGGGAUGCAGCCCUGGAAGUACGACUUCUCAGUCCACCCUAUCUCAUGGAGAGCUGAAGAGGAAAAAGAAGCAAGUGAGAAGGUUCUGAGAGUCGGCUUAAUGAGAUCAGAUGGUGUCAUUCCCCCAACACCUGCGAUUACGCGUGCGAUUGACACUACAGUGUCGGCACUCAAAGCUGCCGGACAUACCGUGGUGGAAAUUACACCUCCCACAGAGGCCGAUCCCUUCACUGGCUUCUGCUUGGCUUCGCAGCUGCUGAACUCGGACGGAUGCUCGACAUUCAACUCUUUCCGAUACUCGUUCGAACCAACGGACCCUGGUGCUGCCCAACUCAGCAAGAUAGCCUCCCUCCCUCGCCCUCUGCGAUAUAUUUAUUAUUUGUAUGUGCGAUACAUCCGACGAGAUGUGAAAUGGGCAACCGUUAUUCGCGGAUUCGGGCCCAAAUCGGCAGCGCAAUUAUGGCAGAUCACGGCGCAGCGAGAAGCGUUCCGCAAGCAAUGGCAUUCGUGGUGGGAUGGCGAACGGCAGCAGUAUGAUUUCAUUCUCUGCCCGGGGAAUGCGACGCCGGCUCUGCCCCACGGAGCAAUGCACGACGCGGUCUCGUCGUGUGGGUACACAUUUUUGUGGAACUUGCUGGACUACUCGGCGGGCAUCAUCCCCGUUAGCCAUGUCGAUCGGAAGCUGGACGCGCUGGUGUACGGUGGGAAACGCGGGUAUCGACAGGCAUUGAGAACGCUUGGCAGCGACCAUGCCAUGGCGCGGGGAGCUUGGAUGCACUAUGACGCCGAUAAGAUGGAUGGCCUGCCGACGGCAGUGCAGGUGGUGGGGCGGCGCUGGGAGGAGGAGAAGGUUCUGGGCUACAUGGCGGCUGUCGAGAAGGCCCUCAAGCGAGAGGGGGCGCAGUAUAGCAUUUUAGAGGUGGACUGAUCGUUCUCAAAUAUAACCGAUUGUUAGGAUAUGAAUGUCAAUAUUAAUAUUAUUGGAGCAUCA